GGCGUCUGCCUCAACCCACAGAACAAGCUCUCCCGACUUCAGUUCUCUUCUUCUUCCUCGUGCCACUGCUUCUCUGAGAAGAUGUCUUCCUGCGGAUGCGGAUGCGGUUCCGGCUGCAGCUGCAGCUGCGGCGGUGCAUGCGGAAGCUGCUGCAAGAUGUUCCCUGACUUGGGUGGAGAGCGUGGCACCACCGCUGCGGGAAUCAUUGACCUCGGUGUUGCAACUCUGAAAGGGCAUAUUGAAGGUUUUGAGGUGGCAAAUGGGUCUGAGGGAGGAGGCUGUGACUGCAGCAAGUGCAAGUGCGGAAGCAGCUGCAGCUGUGCUUGCUGCGGCUGUAACUGAGACAUGUAUUAUUAGCAUCAGAGAGAGCAGUAUAUGCAGACAGCUAAAUAAGAGGAGUAUGAGUAGAGCUGUAAUGGCUUUUAUCAUGUAAUAUUGGUUCUGCUUUAAGUGGCAUUUAUAGUGUCAUCAUAUUAUGACCUAUUAUUACUAUGAACUGAUAUGAUUC
Molecule: messenger RNA, 508 nt
Organism: Musa acuminata subsp. malaccensis (wild Malaysian banana)
Lineage: Eukaryota; Viridiplantae; Streptophyta; Magnoliopsida; Zingiberales; Musaceae
Product: metallothionein-like protein type 2
Molecular function (GO): metal ion binding
Source: RefSeq, a predicted model, not a curated record